GUGAGGAUUUGCUAACGUUUCGGCUGCCUAUUUGAGAGUAUAUAAAAACUUUUGCAUCUACGAACACACGUAAACUUUAGAGAGCUGGGCCGUAAUAACAAUACGGCGAUUCUUUCUCUCGCAUGGGCGCUGACCGAUGCAGAGGAAGGAAUCUCUGCGUCGCGGGUGCGACUACCGAGAGCACCCAAGCAAGCAAUUAUCGUUGAUAAAUGUACCGGGGGACAUUGCACAUCACAGGGGGGUGAUGCUACGACGUAGAAAGGGGGGCCAAGGCGAAUCGUGGCAUCCAUGGGACUCUCUUACUAUAUAUAGAAGAACAUUUUGGGCACUAGUACGUCAGUUGCCUCCGUUCAGGACCAACAUGAAGGUAUUCGUUUGUCUCUUAGCAGUGGUAGCUGUCUCACAAGCCGGCUACCUGAGUGGUGGCGGUGGAGGCGGUUACGGAGGCGGAGGCGGCGGCUGGAAGAGUGGUGGCGGAGGCGGUUAUGGAGGAGGCAGCAGUGGAUGGAUCAGUAGCGGAGGUGGGGGAGGCUAUGGAGGCGGCGGUGGAGGAUGGAUCAGCAGCGGGGGCGGCGGCGGAUGGAAAUCUGGAGGCGGAGGCGGUUACGGUGGAGGCGGCGGCUACGGCGGCGGUCACGGAGGCGGUGGCGGAGGCGGCCAAAUCGUAAAAAUAAUCAAAAUCCUCGUGCCUAGCGGAGGCGGCGGCGGUGGAUAUGGAGGCGGUCAUGGAGGCGGAUACGGAGGUGGCGGCGGCGGCGGAUGGAAGAGCGGUGGAGGCGGAGGCGGAUGGAAAAGCAGCGGUGGAUGGAGCAGCGGAGGCGGAGGCGGUUACGGAGGCGGCGGCGGCAGCGGAUGGAUCAGCAGCGGAGGCGGUGGCGGAUGGAAGUCAGGUGGAGGUAGCAGCGGUUGGUGGUAAAAUCGACAAAGGAAAAGAAACACCAAACCAGUCUUAAAGCGUGAUUAGAAAAUUUCUACACUCUGACUCUUGUGAUAGCACCUCUUUUGGCAGCAAACGUAUUGUAAAUAUUGUAAAAUAACUGAAUGUACAGCCCUCAUGCCUCUUUUCAACUUUACAAAUUUCUAUUUUUCUAAAUAAAAAACCUUAAAAUUA
Messenger RNA from Acanthoscelides obtectus, 1111 nucleotides. Lineage: Eukaryota; Metazoa; Arthropoda; Insecta; Coleoptera; Chrysomelidae. The record is from the annotation of a GenBank genome assembly.